UCCUUCUAAUCACCUUAUCCAUAACAUUACGUCCACUCAUCAGCUUCCAUCCGCCAUUUAUGGCAAAUGUUUAUCCAUAACAGUCUUAAGAUGUCGGCUCAUUAAUUUCUAGCUUCCAAUGUCAUGCCGGAAACCUAGCUCCAUGUUUGCUGUGCUUGAUAAGUCGAUGCAUUUUCUCAUAGAAGCCUGUGAUAUUAGGUCUCACAAUACGAAAUGAUAAUAAAAGGACUGUUCCGGAGACGUGAAAGGUGGAACCCAGUUCACCCAACUUAUGGAUCUUUCUGGGGGGUUGGAUUCGGAAUCGGGUGCGGAGUCGGAUGGGGCCCCGGGUUUGGCCCGGAAGUGAUUGGUUAUGUUGGAUCCGGUUGCGGAGCAGGGUUUUGUAUGGGAAUCACUCUGCUCGGUUUUGGGAUUGGCCUUCCCGCCAAUUCCUUCUUCAAAUCUCCUUCCAAUGCAUCCAUGGCUAUAAAAGGAUGUGCUUCAGAUGUUUCUAAAUCAAAGGGAACUGAUGGUUGGAUGAACAUGGGUCCACUGAUUUCUGAUCUACGUCAGAAAAUAGGAAGCAAAUUUACUACAUCAAUGAUGAAAGAUUAUGUGAAGAAUGCCACAAAUGUAUCUGAUAUGAAAACUAAAAUGUGCUUACUUACAAAGGGUUUUUUGGAUCAAAUGGAGGUGAUCAGCAAGCAUGAAAGCAAAGGUUCCACAGAUUGAUGGCCCGAUGAAGAUUGUUCAAGGUAAUAUUACGGGGAGACAAUGGGGAUAAAGACUGGCAUGAGAGGUUUCUUAAAACUGAUCGGCAUGCUUUUGUAAUUAUAAGAAUUACUCCCUCUGUCCCUAAAAGAAGUUCUAUUUCGCUUAUCGAGGGUCAACUUAAAUCACUCUUAAACUCUUACUUUUUAUAUCAAAAUUUUAUAAAAGUUGAAUUAUUUUUUGUAGGCUUUGUAGCGGGUUUAAUGUAGUUUCUGAAUAUGUAAAUUUUAUUUACUAAAAAUAAUCCGAUUUUUCACAGGGAUCAUUUAACUUUAUCGUCGGUCAAUCUUCGUAAUCCGCAAUUGGAACAACAUUUAGGGACGGAGGGAGUAUCAUUUUCCUUCAAUGUAAUAUUGGAAUUUGGAAGUACUCCCAUAUUCCCAUCUUGUCCUUUUCAAUUUACAUUUUGGUUUGUAUUGUGGCUUAUAAUGUUUGCUUUCCUUGAUCAGAACUAGCCUACAGUUUCUCAAAACAUAUGCAGUUAUAGCGUAAUCUCGAAAAAGAAGUGUAUUUCCGUGAGAACAAUAGUUUAUUUAGAGGGUGCUUGAUAAGUAUUGUACAAUGUGUUUUAUUCCCAGCUUAUAGUCAUCGAGCAAAACCUUUUACAAAUAGGUGUGCAAAAG
Cuscuta epithymum is the source of this 1373-nucleotide messenger RNA. The record is from the annotation of a GenBank genome assembly. NCBI's taxonomy places the organism in Eukaryota, Viridiplantae, Streptophyta, Magnoliopsida, Solanales, Convolvulaceae.